This is a messenger RNA of Mangifera indica (mango), 741 nucleotides long. Its product is annotated as F-box/FBD/LRR-repeat protein At1g13570-like. NCBI's taxonomy places the organism in Eukaryota, Viridiplantae, Streptophyta, Magnoliopsida, Sapindales, Anacardiaceae. The record is from RefSeq and is a predicted model, not a curated record. The coding region runs from base 1 to 741 and encodes 246 amino acids. The transcript has 2 exons. Gene Ontology annotation, molecular function: protein binding.
AUGAGUACUCGAGCGAAAAUCGAGCAUGAUCAGCUCAAAGGUGAGCUUACAGCAAUCGAUAGAGUCAGCGAACUGCCUUGGGGUAUUUUGGACAACAUCCUUGGUCGUCUACAGAUGAAGGAGGCUGUGAGAACAAGCAUCCUGUCUAGACAUUGGAGAUAUAAAUGGGUUAACCUUUCAAAGCUGCUCUUUGACGUGGUCUCUAACCGCGCUGUUUGGAAUUUUCCAAAACCAAGUGCGUCGAAUACCACAUUUUCAAUGUUCUGCUAUCUCAUUGUGGCAAUAUACACACCUUUAAGCUUUGCAACACCUUCCCAGAAAAAUUCUCCAAUCUUCAGACCUGGAUAUGUUAUCUUGCAAGAAACGUUACCAGCUUGCAUAUGGUCUUGUGAACAUCUGACCCAUUUGCAACUCCGUCAAUAUGAAUUACCACAACCUCCUUGUGCUUCUAAAGGUCGUUUCAGAAAUCUUGUCAGUCUCAAUCUUUAUGGGAAGCUUAAUGAUAUGCAGUUUCUCGAAAACUUGAUCUGCAACUGCCCUGUUCUACAGAUAUUGAUGCUUAAUGGUCUUCAAAAUUUAGCUUAUUUAAGUAUUCAGGCUCCAAAGCUAAAACAGGUAGAUCUCCAAGGAAAAUUUGGGGCUCUCAUUCUUAAAAGUUGUUCAGUCCUUGCAGAGAUCACCUUAGUCAUCACUUCAGAUGAGUUUACCAGCGUCGAAUAUCAAGAUGAAGGAAGGAUUUAA